UGGCGGCGGCGGCGGCGGCGGAGGAGGAGCGGAGGCGCCGUGUCCGCCCCGAGCCCCGGGCCCCGGGACCAUGCACUUCUCCAUCCCCGAGACCGAGUCCCGCAGCGGGGACGGCGGAGGCUCCGCCUACGUGGCCUAUAACAUCCACGUGAAUGGCGUCUUGCACUGCCGUGUGCGAUACAGCCAGCUCCUGGGGCUGCAUGAGCAGCUACGCAAGGAAUACGGGGCCAACGUGCUCCCCACAUUCCCCCCGAAGAAGCUCUUCACUCUGACCCCGGCUGAAGUGGAGCAGCGGAGAGAGCAGCUGGAGAAGUACAUGCAGGCCGUGCGGCAGGACCCGUUGCUUGGAAGCAGUGAGACCUUCAACGGCUUCCUGCGCCGCGCACAGCAGGAGACGCAACAGGUGCCCACGGAGGAGGUGUCCCUGGAAGUGCUGCUGAGCAACGGACAGAAGGUGCUGGUCACCGUGCUGACCUCCGACCAGACGGAGGACGUCCUGGAGGCGGUGGCGGCCAAACUGGACCUGCCAGAUGACUUGAUUGGCUACUUCAGCCUCUUUCUGGUGCGCGAGUUGGAGGAUGGAGCCUUCUCCUUCGUGCGGAAACUGCAGGAGUUUGAGCUGCCUUAUGUUUCCGUCACCAGCCUGCGGAGCCAAGAGUACAAGAUUGUGCUGAGGAAGAGUUACUGGGACUCGGCCUACGAUGACGACGUCAUGGAGAACCGGGUCGGCCUCAACUUGCUUUAUGCCCAGACUGUGUCGGACAUCGAGCGGGGUUGGAUCCUGGUCACCAAGGAGCAGCACCGGCAGCUCAAGUCCCUGCAGGAGAAGGUGUCCAAGAAAGAGUUCCUGCGGCUGGCGCAGACCCUGCGGCACUACGGCUAUCUGCGCUUCGAGGCCUGCGUGGCUGACUUUCCGGACAAGGGCUGCCCGGUGGUGGUGAGCGCGGGCAACAGCGAGCUCAGCCUGCAGCUCCGCCUGCCCGGGCAGCAGCUGCGGGAGGGGUCCUUCCGCGUCACCCGCAUGCGUUGCUGGCGGGUCACCUCCUCUGUGCCGCUGCCCAGCGGGGGUCCCAACAGCCCAGGCCGCGGCCGAGGGGAGGUGCACCUGGAGCUGGCGUUCGAGUAUCUCAUGAGCAAGGACCGGCUCCAGUGGGUCACCAUCACCAGCCCGCAGGCAAUCAUGAUGAGCAUUUGCCUGCAGUCCAUGGUGGAUGAGCUAAUGGUGAAGAAAUCAGGGGGCAGCAUCAGGAAGAUGCUGCGCCGAAGGGUUGGGGGCGCGUUGAGGCGUUCAGACAGUCAGCAGGCAGUCAAGUCCCCACCCCUGCUCGAGUCCCCCGAUGCCGCCAGGGAGCCCAUCGUCAAACUCUCAAGCAAGCUAAGCGCCGUGAGCCUGCGGGGGAUCGGCAGCCCCGGGCCCGCCCCCGACCCCGGCACCAGCGACGUCCAUGGAAAUUUUGCCUUCGAGGGCAUCGGGGACGAGGACCUGUAGACGCCGCUGCCCGGAUCUCUCCUCCUCCUGCCCCCUCCCCAGAAUGGACAGCGCCCACCCUGUGCCUCCCGGGCUGGUGUGGGAGGGAGGGGGCCCAUCGCCUCCCAUGGAUCACUCGUGGCCCUUCCUGCCCCAGCCCCCUACCGCCCCGGGCUGGCCGCUCGCCAGUUCCUUCCCCCACCCCACCCCAUUUUCUCCAUCUCCCCCCGACUCCACGGACUCAGAGCUGCCGCCUCCCCCCGCCCCCAUCCCCCAAUGCCAAAUUAGCAUUUAGUAUUUUUGCACAAAGCCGGACCGACAGUGGACCACGGCUGGGGGGGCGGAAGGCCCAGCUCCCUCUCCCCGGCAGUUCUUCGGCUCUGUGGGGCGUGAGGGACCCCCCCUCCCCCCCACCCUUCGCCAUUAAAGUCAGCCUGAUCGCUGCC
Molecule: messenger RNA, 1914 nt
Organism: Ornithorhynchus anatinus (platypus)
Lineage: Eukaryota; Metazoa; Chordata; Mammalia; Monotremata; Ornithorhynchidae
Gene: SNX17
Product: sorting nexin 17
Exons: 15
Coding region: 71-1489 (472 amino acids)
Biological process (GO): intracellular protein transport; signal transduction
Cellular component (GO): early endosome
Molecular function (GO): phosphatidylinositol binding
Source: RefSeq, a predicted model, not a curated record